UCCAAUCCAAUCCGCUAGCGCUAUCCUGUUAGUUGCCGUCGCCGAUAUGUCGAAAGUUGGGAAAGGACUGUUAGCCGCUGCCGAGACGCUGAAGAAGUACCCCGUCGACGUGCAGAAGGCUCUGCUUAGGUCGGCGACUGACGCCACACGCUCGCAGAAUAUCGAAGAGAAAGCGGAGUCGUGCAACCUGACACCACGAGAACUUCACGAGGCAGUUGAAGCCGCCAGUUGCAUGUUGGCAAGCUUCAGUAGACUAAAAGAAGCUGCGAUGUCCACGACGCUGCAACAACUGUUCCUCGACCCCGGUGUUGCAGACGUCCUCAAAGAACUUCUGCAAUCGAAGGGAUCAAGUUCGUCGGAGUUCAGUCCGUAUGGAAAGCUGGUCGACGUCAGGUGGAAGAUCGGCGUGGCGGCGGUUUCCGACCAGUGCAAGAACCUCAAUUCGCCGUUUGUCACUUUUCAACUGACCGUCGAAGACUCCCAGAACCGAAUGGAUACCCACAUACUGGAACUGACCAUUCCAGAGUUUCAGAAAUUUGCUUCAACGAUGCAAGAACUUCAUGGCAUCAUGUCUACUUUAUAGUGAUCAAUUAAAAAUUCGAACAAGCCAAAACAGUGUUCCGAAUAGAGGUGAAUGUUGCGACAGAAUACCAACAUCCAAGCCAAAUUUCGUCAGAAAAAAAAAAAAAAGA
This is a messenger RNA of Ixodes scapularis (black-legged tick), 692 nucleotides long. RefSeq names its product COMM domain-containing protein 6. The transcript is spliced from 8 exons. The record is from RefSeq and is a predicted model, not a curated record. NCBI's taxonomy places the organism in Eukaryota, Metazoa, Arthropoda, Arachnida, Ixodida, Ixodidae. Gene Ontology annotation, molecular function: NF-kappaB binding. Bases 47 to 583 code for a protein of 178 amino acids.